CGCAGAUUGCAACACGGCGACGAUGACGCCCAAGGAGUUCCUUACGAGCUUUUGGAUCGAGUCGGGCGGAGAGUACACGUGCCUUCGCAUGCGCCAGGGGCGUGUGUGCAUGUGGCCAUUUCAUCGCGCGCGCCUUGCACUGGACGCAUCCCAAGGCGACGCGCUGCCCGGCGAGAUUGCUCGCGCCGCCACAGACGCCUUUGGCGCAGCUGCCAGCACCAAGGACCUCAUGAUCACCAUCGUGAACGUCAAUGGGCGUCAUCACAUCCACGUGUGUGCCAUGCCAGGCUUGAGCUUCGUGGACGAUGCAAACAAUGGAGUGCCCCAAGUCACUGCCGUUGACGUGCUCGUGUUGGGGCCUGCCCGGCAAAACCCGCGCGUCAAGCACAUCAGCUGGAUUGACGAGCGCAAGUACCUCGAGGCCGCGGCCGCAGAGAAGGCAGCGGAGCUAGGCCUUGGUAGCUUUGGCGAAGUGCUCUUGAGUCAACGGGAUGCUACGAGUGAUUCCCACCGGCUCCUCGAAGGCCUCAUCACCAACUUCUUUGUUUUGCAAAACGGCCGACUCUGCACCGCGGGCGAUGACGUCUUGCUUGGCAGCACACGGGAGCUUGUGCUUCGAGCGUGCGAGCGCCUUCGCAUUCCGGUCGUGCACGAGCCCCCUGUUCUGGAAGAGAGCGCGACGUGGGAAGCCGCCUUUGUCACGAGUGUCGUGCGCAUAAUCGUGCCCGUGAAGACGCUCCGCCGCCACGACGCUGGCACGUGGCACACGCAUGCCAUUAGCACAGCUCCUGACCGGCUGCACCAGCUGCGCUCGACCAUCUACGAGCUCUGCGAUGCCGAGGCCCGCGCGAGUUUCGAGCUGUAGCUGAUGCUGCAACUACUAGUUCGUUCUACCAUGUGCUGCAUGUCAUCGUACGCUUGAAGUAC
Saprolegnia parasitica CBS 223.65 is the source of this 927-nucleotide messenger RNA. RefSeq lists its product as hypothetical. The transcript is spliced from 3 exons. Gene Ontology annotation, molecular function: catalytic activity. Lineage: Eukaryota; Oomycota; Saprolegniomycetes; Saprolegniales; Saprolegniaceae. The record is from RefSeq and is a predicted model, not a curated record. The coding region runs from base 23 to 865 and encodes 280 amino acids.